Molecule: messenger RNA, 1984 nt
Organism: Drosophila novamexicana
Lineage: Eukaryota; Metazoa; Arthropoda; Insecta; Diptera; Drosophilidae
Exons: 5
Coding region: 1-1968 (655 amino acids)
Molecular function (GO): serine-type endopeptidase inhibitor activity
Source: RefSeq, a predicted model, not a curated record
AUGACCUCUGCCACACGCCUGCUAUGCCGCUUGGCCGGGCUCUUGUUGCUGUUGUUGCCCUGCCACGCCCACUAUAUACAUAUCGAUCACGAAGAGUUUCGCGCCAGUGGGUUUCCCCAUCCACCGCUGCCACCAGCGCCGUUAACGCCGCUGGAACUGGAGCAUCUGCCACAGGUGCUGGCCAGGCAGCUGACACCAGCCGAGGUCAUGGUCGAUCUGACCAACGAUCUAACCCAUCGGCUGCUCCACUACCAUUCCAUACUCAAUCGAAAUAACUUUGCGUUCUCGCCCACCGCCCUGGUCAGCGUGCUGGUGGCGCUUUAUGAGGGUUCCUCAGCCAGGAGCGCCUCAGAGCUGCGCAAUGUGCUGCAGUUGCCCAACAAUCGUGACGUCAUACGUGUUGGUUACCGCGACAUACACCGACGGCUGCGGACAUAUUUCUUCGGUUCCGAUAAUCCUCUCAAGGGCCUCAGCUUGAGCAGGAGCAAUGUAACUGUACUCAAGGACUUUGAGACUGUGCUUAUGUUUUAUGGCUACGAUCUGAGUGUUGAUAUGGCUUCCUCCACGCCAGCAAAUGUCACAGAAAAUGCAGAUAUGGCCAAUAGCACAAUGGCCAGCAAUGCAACGGCUGAGGACAUGCAGGCUGAGACCAGUACGCCCAGUGACACCGACACAACAACAACAGAGCUACCCAGCACAACAACAAGCACUGAAGUAACCACCAUCAUACCAACAACAACGCCAACAACCACAACCACAACGGAGGAGGCAACAACUACAACAGAAGCGGAAACCAGCACGACUGAAGCAGCUGAAUCUGCCACCUCUGCCGAAGCUGCUGAGCCUACAGCUGAAGUUGCUGGCGAGGAUGAGGCAGCAGAACUGGUGUCCGCAUUUGUAGCUGAAGAGGACGCCGAACCGUUUCUCCGCAUACAAAAGGCCCGUGUCUCACGUUUGCCCACAAGCAAGUUGCAGGCGCCGCUCAAGCACUCCAAUCCCAUUACGCCCAAGCCCAGCUAUCUGCCCAGCGCACGCAUUGCCGUUAUGCCCAUGAUGGCGCGCCAAAUGACAGCGCCCAUGCAAAGAAAGACAACGACAACGUUCGGCGUACGUCAAGUAAUGUCCACAACUGCAGCAACGCCGGUGGCAAGAAAUGCUCGCAAAUCGAAUGGGUCCCGCCAUAAGCGGCACGUUUUGGGCUACAAGGACCUGGACGCUAAUCUCUUUGUGGCGCUCUUUAGUCCACAUGCGCCGCAUGGACCACCGCAUCCUCUGCCCAUACCGCCGACAGCUGCCUUUGCGCACAUUACCAACGACUUUGAGCCGCAUUACAUCAGCGAAGGAGGGGCGGAGACCAAAACGAACUACAAUACGGAUGUGAUUAGCCAUGUGUUUUAUCUAGGUAGCCAGCAGGUUGUGCACACCACCUUCAAAGUGUACAAUGCGGUGCUGUAUUACAAAUACUUCGAGCAUCUGAAGAUGAGCGUGCUGGAGCUGGAGCUGGAUACACCAGAGUAUAAUUUGAUGAUACUGCUGCCUGAUUACCACAUGGACAUUGUGGCUGCCGCCGCUUCGCUGAAGUUAGGACCAACGCUGCGUCUGAUGCGUAAACAGCUAAAGCCACGCUGGGUGCAGGCUAUCAUUCCGGACUUCAAGCUGCACGGCACCAUGUUCCUGACCAACGAUCUGCAAAAUAUGGGCAUCUGUGAUAUAUUCGAGCCGAAUCGCGCCGAUUUUCGACCCAUGACUGAUGAGAAAGGCGUCUAUGUGCGACACAUUGAGCAAUCGAUUGAUGUCAACAUUCGAACGCAUCCCAUCCAUCAACUUAAACGCAACUCUGGCGCCCAAACGAAGCCUAUACAGAUCUCUGUUAAUCAUCCGUUUCUGUUUUUCAUCAUCGAUCGUGACUUAGACGUGGCGGUAAUGUCGGGCCGCAUACUCAACCCGCUCAAUGUGCGCAUACAAUGAGCCGCAGGCACUGGUG